Populus euphratica (Euphrates poplar) is the source of this 1531-nucleotide messenger RNA. Its product is annotated as mitochondrial uncoupling protein 2. NCBI's taxonomy places the organism in Eukaryota, Viridiplantae, Streptophyta, Magnoliopsida, Malpighiales, Salicaceae. Gene Ontology annotation, biological process: transmembrane transport. The record is from RefSeq and is a predicted model, not a curated record. The transcript has 9 exons. The coding region runs from base 121 to 1038 and encodes 305 amino acids.
CAACCACUCGUUACUCAACAAAGAAAAAAAGAAACCCAAUUUUUUCCUUUCCUUUUUCUCCCUUGCUCAACCCCCACAACUAUAAUCAGCAUUCUUUCCAUUUGCCAUCAUUAAUCCUCCAUGGCUGAUCUCAAGCCCAGUUCUGAUAUUUCCUUCGUUGAAAUCUUCCUGUGCAGUGCUUUCGCUGCUUGUUUUGCUGAGUUCUGCACCAUCCCUUUGGACACUGCUAAAGUUAGGCUCCAGCUACAAAGGAAAACAUUUGCCUCGGAAGGAGUAAGUUUGCCUAAAUAUAGGGGUUUGUUGGGUACUGUGGCUACUAUUUCCAGAGAAGAGGGUUUAGCAGCACUAUGGAAAGGCAUUACUGCAGGAUUACAUCGCCAGUUUAUUUACGGUGGCUUAAGGAUAGGAUUAUAUGAACCGGUUAAAUCUUUUUUGGUUGGCAGUGAUUUUGUUGGGGACAUUCCUUUGUACCAGAAAAUACUUGCAGCUUUGUUAACUGGUGCUGUGGCAAUUGUAAUUGCUAAUCCAACUGAUCUUGUUAAAGUUCGGCUUCAAGCUGAAGGGAAACUGCCAGCUGGGGUGCCUGGGCGAUAUGCUGGAGCUUUGGAUGCUUAUUUUACCAUAGUGAGACAGGAAGGACUGGGGGCCUUGUGGACUGGACUUGGGCCAAAUAUAGCAAGGAAUGCUAUUAUAAACGCUGCUGAACUCGCCAGUUAUGAUCAAGUGAAACAGACAAUAUUGCAAAUUCCAGGGUUCACAGACAGCGCCUUUACUCAUGUUCUAGCUGGUCUCGGUGCAGGUUUUUUUGCAGUGUGUAUUGGUUCACCCAUUGAUGUAGUAAAAUCUAGAAUGAUGGGAGAUUCGUCCUACAAAAAUACAGUUGACUGUUUUAUCAGGACACUGAAGAAUGAGGGAAUUUUUGCGUUUUACAAAGGUUUUCUCCCAAAUUUUGGGCGGCUGGGAUCUUGGAAUGUUGUAAUGUUUUUGACCCUUGAGCAAGUCAAGAAAAUAGUCACAGGGCAAGCAUACUAUGACUAAUGACGAGAUUUGAAAGUGGAAAGAAACUAAUCCUGCUUUGAUAAUGCUGCUUCGACAAUUGGACAUUCUUUUUCUGGAUUAAUAAGGUUCUUUCUGCUGGUAUUCUUUGCUACUUGGUUGCAUAGAGAUAGAGUUGUCUGCAUAAUUAUUUUGUAGACAUUCACAAACUUCAUUCCGAGGGAGUAGAAUUGCCUUCUCCCUUUUCAAUCUAAGCGUGAAGCUGUGUCAUCACAUGAUAAUGAAGUACCCAUACAAUCUGAAAGCCACACGAUAUCCUCAAUUCUGUUUCGAAUGUAAAGUGUGCCCAUUCAUGAUUUAUCCAACAAUUAUCUUAGUAAAACUGAGCACUUGGUUAGGUUUGUUAAUGAUGGAAGAUUCCAUUUUUUCCGUUUUAUUUCAUGAUUCUCUCAACAGGAGUUUCUUGAUGUACCGGUUGUAUGUGUUGUUGUAACGUGCAUAAUUUCAAUAGCAAGUGUUUACUGUUUGGCACCAA